Molecule: messenger RNA, 723 nt
Organism: Aspergillus affinis
Lineage: Eukaryota; Fungi; Ascomycota; Eurotiomycetes; Eurotiales; Aspergillaceae
Exons: 2
Coding region: 1-723 (240 amino acids)
Source: RefSeq, a predicted model, not a curated record
AUGGACCCGGACACCUCCCCCUCCCCCGCCGACGAACCGCCCGUGUUCAACUACAUCCUCUCCUUCCUCCUCGUCGGCGUAGCAUGGGGCUUCACGACCCCUUUCAUCCGCCGCGCCGCAGCAGACUUCAACGCGCGCCAGGAACUCCAUCAGCAAUCGCAUGACGAAUCUUCCUCCUCCCCAUCCAACCCACAGGACCCUGACGCAACAGAAGAACGAGAACUCCAAUCUCGCCGUCAACGCCGCCAUCGCGACGAAGCGCACUCGGAGCAGGAAACGGCGCCGCUGCGCGAAGGCGGAGGGUCGGAAUCGGAUUCAGAUGAAGACGAGGAUCAUCCGCCACCGGAGGCGCGUCCGGCUUGGAUGAACCAGAACCAGAACCAGGGUCGAAGCCAGACUUCUUCGUCCGUGAAAACGAACGGGAAAUCGAGUUGGUUGAAGACGAAAAUCAUCGGUGUCUUUUGGACGGUGGUGAAUUUGUUGCGGACACCCGCGUAUGCGAUUCCCCUGAUCGUUAACUUGACGGGGAGUGUGUGGUUUUUCUUGCUGGUUGGAAAACAUGAACUAUCCCUCACCGUUCCCCUGGCCAAUUCAAGCGCAUUCCUAUUCACCGUGCUAGGAGAAUGGUAUGUUGAGCGCAAGGUCAUCGAAAAGGAAACGUGGUUGGGCAUGGCGCUUGUGUUGGGGGGAAUUGCGAUUUGCGUGAAAUCGAAGGGAUCUUGA